Molecule: messenger RNA, 1917 nt
Organism: Fraxinus pennsylvanica
Lineage: Eukaryota; Viridiplantae; Streptophyta; Magnoliopsida; Lamiales; Oleaceae
Source: the annotation of a GenBank genome assembly
AUGACAGCACCUGAAUUUCAUAACAAGGUGAUUUAUGAAAACAGUAGAAGCUUUGGAACUGUGUUCAAAUCCAAGUGUAAAGAAACAUUCUUUCCCGACGAUCCAUUUCGCUGGUUGAAGAAUGAGCCAUGCACUCGUCGAACCAGGAAAACGAUUAAAUAUUUCAUUCCCAUAUUCGAAUGGCUGCCAAAAUAUAACUUUGGUCUGUUCAAGUAUGAUCUUCUUGCUGGUAUCACCAUUGCCACCCUUGCAAUACCACAAGGCAUCAGCUACGCGAACCUCGCCAGACUUCCUCCAAUUAUUGGCCUUUACUCAAGCUUUGUGCCCCCUCUUAUCUAUGCUGUUUUUGGGAGUUCAAAAAAUCUAGCAGUAGGAACAGUUGCAGCUUGUUCAUUGCUCAUAGCAGAAACAAUAGGAGAAAAAGUAUCUCCCACUGAAGAUCUUAAAUUGUACCUAGGUCUUGUAUAUACAGCCACUUUUUUCUCUGGUUUGCUUCAGACAGUUAUGGGAGUAUUAAGACUGGGCAUUUUGGUAGAUUUUCUUUCACAUUCAACUAUCUUGGGCUUCAUGGGUGGCACAGCACUACUUAUCUGCCUGCAGCAACUCAAAGGAAUGCUUGGGUUGCAUCAUUUUACUACUAAAACUGGUGUAGUUCCUGUUUUACAUGCCGUGUUCAGCCAUAGAGACGAGUGGAAAUGGGAUUCCUUUGUGAUAGGUGUGAUAUUUCUUGUCUUCCUCCAAAUCACAAGAUAUGUGAAAAAUAAGAAACCUAAAUUAUUUUGGGUGUCAGCCAUUGCUCCAAUGGUGGUUGUCGUUGCUGGAUGCCUUUUUGCUUAUUUUACUCAUGCAGAGAAACAUGGCAUUGCAAUUGUGGGUAAUCUCAGCAAAGGAAUAAAUGAUCCAUCUAUUCAACUUCUAAACUUUGAUCCAAAGUAUAUAUCUGCACCUCUAAAAACUGGAAUUAUCACUGCUUUGAUAGCUCUUGCUGAAGGGAUAGCAAUUGGAAGAAGUUUUGCCAUUGCAAAAAAUGAACAGAUUGAUGGUAACAAGGAGAUGAUAGCCUUUGGCCUCAUGAACAUUGUUGGAUCUUUCACGUCGUGCUAUUUAACCACUGGGCCAUUUUCAAAAACUGCUGUAAAUUACAAUGCUGGAUGCAAAACAGCAAUGUCAAAUAUAGUAAUGUCAUUGUGUAUGCUGCUGGUGCUUCUCUUCUUCGCGCCUUUAUUUAGUUAUACGCCUCUGGUUGCACUUUCUGCCAUUAUCAUGUCAGCAAUGCUUGGGCUUAUCGAGUACGAAAAGGCUUAUCACUUGUUCAAGACAGACAAAUUUGAUUUCCUAAUUUGCAUCAGUGCUUUUCUGGUUGUUUCUUUCAUAGGCAUGGAAACCGGACUCAUGAUUUCGGUGGGACUAGCUUUAAUCAGAGCACUGUUGUACAUAGCAAGGCCUGCUUCGUGCAAGCUCGGAAAAAUACUAGACACGAAGUUGUAUCGCGACGUAGAGCAAUAUCCUUGUGCAACUGGGAUUCCAGGGAUCCUAAUUCUGAAGCUUGGUUCCCCUAUGUACUUUGCAAAUUGCAGUUAUUUAAGUGAAAGGAUAGCAAGAUGGGUUAGAGAUGAACAAGAACUCACAGAAUCUUCAGGAAAUGUCAUUGAAUUUGUAUUACUAGAUUUGGGAGGUGUGACGGCAAUCGACAUAAUGGGAGUGGAAACGUUUGUUGAAGUGAGAAAAAAUUUAGAAACAAAAGGAAUCAAGAUGAUUUUAAUAAAUCCAAGACGAGACGUAAUGGAGAAGUUGAUUGUUACUAAAUUCAUCGACAAAAUUGGGAAGGAAAACGUGUUUCUAUCAACAGAGGAUGCCAUUGAUGCCUGCAAUUUUUCUCUAAAUAGUUCAAAAGAAGUCAAAGAAGAAGAUUUGUAG